CAUUCACAUUCGCUGGUCUCGUCACACGAAGGUGUUCUGCUGUGCCGUGUCAGGCAACAGACACACUUUUUUAUGCAGAUUGUGCGAGCAGCGGGUGCACCGGAUGGGCAGAUUGAGAAAAUGUCAAGUGAGAGCCGAAAGUCUGGCUAUGUGGACGACUGGCAGGCAGGGAAGUCCGUCACAGAAUGUAAUCUGCGCAUGCUCGACACAGAAGACUUCAGUGACGUCACCUUCCGGGUAGGAUCAGAGAAGCAGAUGGUCCGAGCUCACCGCUACGUUCUUGUCAGUCGCAGCUGUGUCUUCCAUGCUAUGUUCUGUGGCCCUCUGGCGGAGACAGAGGAGGUGACAAUCCCGGAUAUUGAACCAGACGUCUUCAGGGAGUUCUUAAGGUAUGUGUACACAGACAAGGCAACCAUCAAAGCAGAUACAGUUGCCGGACUUUUGUACACAUCCAGGAAGUAUUUUAUAGAUUCGUUGUACAGUCUUUGUGUAACAUUCCUGGAGAAGUCCCUGUCAGAACACAGUGUCUGCCAGAUCCUGGAGCAGUGUCAUGGUUACGGGGAGCUGGGCUUGGAACAGAAGGCCCUGAAGAUCCUGACAGAAGGAGGGGAGAGAGUCAUCAAAUCUCAAGGAUUUGUGGAUCUUUGUUCAGACUGUCUCGAAAAGUGCCUAAAAUCAGAUAGUAUGAAAGCAAAAGAGGAGGAUAUUUUUGACGCAGUGUUUACUUGGACAAAGGCAAGAUGCCAGGAUGAAGCUGUGGUUGACACACCAGAGAACAGACGGAGACUCCUGGGAGAGAUGAGGUAUGAGAUCCGGUUUACCAGCAUGCCCCUGGAGUUCCUGGUGAACGUUGUUGGUCCUUCCGGAGUGCUGACCGAUGAUGAAAAAGUUCGAAUAAUGGACAGAAAAAUAAACUCAGCUGUUGAUAUUUCUCCAUUUAACCAUUCUCAGAGAAUAUUACACACGUCCCACAGAGAUUAUGUGUCUAAAACAUACAGAUAUGUAAACAGGUUUCGGUAUUAUUCAAAUUUGAUUAGUUCGAAUGCAGGUAGACACUCCAUCUCGUUUUCAUCAUCUCAGAGCAUUCUCCUAGAAGGGUGUCAGGUAUAUGGUGGACCCGAUGGUGAAGUGUAUACACUGAGUAUCAGGGUGUAUAACUCCAAUAACACGGCGAUUGCUGAGCCGUUUCUGAACACCAGGAUGAAACAUGGAGGCAGUUAUCAGUUGAAUGACGUCAUGUUCCCCGAGGGUGUUUCCCUUACAGCAGGGACAUCCUAUACUCUGUGUGUGGACAUGGAUGGGAGUCCCACUGCAAGUGGUCGGGAAGGACCAGAUACAGUAACAGAAGAUGGAGUAGUGUUCACCUUCACACACUCUUCAAUGUGUACGACAGGUACAUCAACAAAAAGUGGACAAAUACCUGGCUUGAUAUGGAACUUUUAUCAAAAUGCGGUAAAACGGAAAUGAAGAUAAAUUGCUAACAAUAGUGAAAAACAUGCACAGUAUUAUGAAAUCAGUGGAACAAGCAAGUAAUAUAUUGUCAGAUUACUUUCCAAAUAUUUCACAGGUGUCAGACAGGGAGGGCAUUUAUCAGUCCUGUUAUUUUAAAGCGACGUUUAACCCUACCUUACAUCUAUGGGCUGUCGAGGGGUUAAGAUUAAUAUUUCGGCUGUUUAUGAAUAUUUUAUUUUGGCUUCAGCUUCGAGUUCAUCCUUAUGCUGAUGACGGUGUUCUUUUCGACGAAACGCCCCAAAGAUUGCAAAAUACUAUUUGAGGAAAAUUUUCUUGAAAUUGUUGUACGUAUAGAUGUGCGUGAUUGCGUGCGUGCGUGCGUUCAUGCCUUUGAGUUGCAUUUAGAAGUGAUACACAUCAGGAAGAGAAUUUAUGGAUGUCACCUUCUUUAUUAUGAGGAACACAGCGUGUCGGGGUACAUACUUUCUCCUUUAUCAGGUGAAUGAAAGGUGAAGGAUUCUGACAUCCAUUAAUUCCCCUCCUUAUGUGCAAUAUUGUCUGUAACACCGUGUAUUAACAGUGUAAUAAAACACGACAAAGUUGAA
Messenger RNA from Haliotis rufescens (red abalone), 2057 nucleotides. Its product is annotated as BTB/POZ domain-containing protein 6-like. The record is from RefSeq and is a predicted model, not a curated record. Gene Ontology annotation, molecular function: protein binding. NCBI's taxonomy places the organism in Eukaryota, Metazoa, Mollusca, Gastropoda, Lepetellida, Haliotidae. The transcript has 4 exons. Gene Ontology annotation, cellular component: cytosol. Bases 73 to 1467 code for a protein of 464 amino acids. Gene Ontology annotation, biological process: neurogenesis.